Molecule: messenger RNA, 780 nt
Organism: Brenthis ino (lesser marbled fritillary)
Lineage: Eukaryota; Metazoa; Arthropoda; Insecta; Lepidoptera; Nymphalidae
Source: the annotation of a GenBank genome assembly
AUGGCCCGAUUUGUUGAUAUGUUGCCGGUGCUUGGAGCGACCAUAGUGUGCUUUUGUUUUCAUGAAACUUUGCAAUUGGUUCCAUUACCCGACUUCAUCCACCCGUGCGGGGAGUUAACAGAUGAGUGCUUCACAAAGGCCACCAUCGACGCCCUCCCAGGUGUAGUUAGGGGGAUCCCGGAAGCCGGGAUUCCCCCACUCGAUCCUCUGUACCUUGAUAGAAACAUCACUAUGAAUUUACCGGGAAAUGUGAAAAUGACUUUCCACAACGGAAAAUUGUCAGGCUUAAGCACUUGUAUACCAGAAAAAGUAUCAUCACAACGUGCUAAACGAACAUUUAUCUUCGACAUGCAUUGUAAUUUCACCAUCAAGGGACAAUACAGCGUACAAGGUCGAAUCCUUCUUUUCAACCUCGACACUGAAGGCAACGCGAAAAUUAAAAUUUGGAAUCAACAUAUUCACUUGGAAGUCUUAGAGAAGAUCGUUAAAGACAAAGAUGGUGAAGGGCAUUAUAAAAUAAACUCAUAUAAGUACAAGGCCGACUUUGGUUCUGAUCUCAAAUUAAAUCUUACAAACCUGUUCAGAGGAAGCCCACAAAUAAGUGCGAAUAUACUAGAAGUCCUAAACUCAAAUUCUCAAUUAGUAGCCCAAGAAUUUGGCGGUCCCAUCUUGGAUUACGCAAUAGAUUAUGCGAUGAAUGUAACACAAAGGUUCUUCAGCACUUAUACGUAUGACCAGAUCAGUAAAGUGCCACUCACAGAAGAUUUCUUUGAAAAUAAU